This is a messenger RNA of Cuscuta campestris, 972 nucleotides long. The record is from the annotation of a GenBank genome assembly. Lineage: Eukaryota; Viridiplantae; Streptophyta; Magnoliopsida; Solanales; Convolvulaceae.
GGAGAAGUCUCGAAUCAACAGGUUACGUAUUUGAGGGUAGUUGAUUUGUUAAAAUAGUGGGAGAGUUAUUAGUUAAAGACCUAGCUAAUUACUUAGACUCUUGAUAUUAACUAUCUUGCAAAUUAUAUGUAGAUGUCUAAUAACAACCAUAACCUCACUCUUCGCUCGAUCCUCGACAAAGAUAAGUUGAUCGGUUCUAACUUCUUAGACUCGCAAAGAAACCUCGUUAUCAUUCUUCGACACGAGAAGAAAGAAUAUGUGCUCGAACGAGCCAUCCCACCUAUCCCGGCCGCCAAUGCUUCUAGAGAAAUCAAGGAUAGUUAUGAGAAGCAUGUUGAUGAUGACAAUGAGGUGGCAUGUCUCAUGUUGGCUACGAUGACUUCUGACCUUCAGAAACAUCACGAGAGUAUGAAGGCGUACGAUAAGAUCAUACACCUAAGACAGCUCUACCAAGGACAAGCUAGGCAUGAGAGAUUCCAAAUCUCCAAAGCUCUCUUUAGUUGCAAGUUGUUAGUUGGAAACCUCGUUGGUUCGCAUGUUCUCAAGAUGAUUGGCUACGUCCAAACUCUUGAGAAAUUGGGUUUCGAACUAAGGACGGAACUUGCGACUGAUCUAAUUCUGCAAUCGUUGCAAGAGUUGUACAAGCAGUUUGUGGUUAAUUACGAGAUGCAUGAACUCGAUAAACCAGUGCCAGAACUUUUGAAGAUGCUGCACUGUCGAAGAGAGCUUGACGAAAGGAAAGGGGAAUUCUGUCCUUCUAGUUCAAGGAGGAAAAGGCAAGAAGAAAUUCAAGAAAGCAAAGAAGAAUGGACCUAAAAGCAAGGGUAACACCGAGCCAAAGUCCAAUUCUUCCAAGUUCAAGCCUAAAGGUGGAGUGGCUAAAGAUUCCAUUUGUCAUCACUGUGGUGAAGUUGGCCACUAGAAGAGGAAUUGCAAGAAGUAUUUCGCAACCAAAAAAGGGUGAAGCUUCUG